Molecule: messenger RNA, 939 nt
Organism: Podarcis muralis (Common wall lizard)
Lineage: Eukaryota; Metazoa; Chordata; Lepidosauria; Squamata; Lacertidae
Product: olfactory receptor 10G6-like
Biological process (GO): G protein-coupled receptor signaling pathway
Cellular component (GO): membrane
Molecular function (GO): olfactory receptor activity; G protein-coupled receptor activity
Source: RefSeq, a predicted model, not a curated record
AUGGAGUGUGAAAACCAAACGGGACAGUACCAUUUCAUCAUUGUCGGGUUUCCUUAUCCCCGUGAACUACGAGUCCCAUUGUUUCUCUUCUUCCUGCUCAUCUACCUGCUCACCUUCGUAGGAAACCUCAUGAUCCUCUUGGCAGUGGCAUUUGAGCCCCGGCUGCACAAACCCAUGUAUUGGUUCCUUUGCCACUUGUCCUUCUUGGAUAUGACUGUCUCCUCAGUGGUGGUACCCAAGGUGGUCGCUGGGUUUCUUGAAGGUGGUGGGGUCAUCUCCUUUGGUGGUUGCGUGACCCAACUCUUCUUCUUCCACUUCCUGGGCUGCACUGAAUGUUUCCUUUAUACCGUCAUGGCCUAUGACCGCUUCCUGGCCAUCUGCAAGCCGCUCCGUUAUGGCACUAUUAUGAGCCAUAAAGCUUGCCUCUGCCUUGCCUUUGGGACCUGGUUUGGGGGCUCCUUGCACUCUAUGAUACAGACCACUCUCACCUUCCACUUGCCCUAUGGCCAUGGGGACCAAGUGGGCUAUAUCUUCUGUGACAUCCCAGCUGUGCUUAAGCUGGCCUGUGCUGACACGGCACUCAACGAGAUGGUGACCUUUGUGGACAUUGGCUUCUUGGCCAUGACCUGCUUCUUCCUCAUCCUCACAUCCUACGUGUACAUCAUCUCUGCAAUCCUGAGGAUCCGUAGUGCUGAGGGACGCCGCCGAGCAUUCUCCACUUGCGCUGCUCACAUCACAGUUGUCAUAACUUACUAUGUUCCCCUUGUGUUCAUCUAUCUGAGACCAGGGUCUGAAGACCCACUGGACGGAGUGGUGGCUGUGUUCUACACCACUGUAACCCCACUCCUGAAUCCCGUCAUUUAUACAUUGAGGAACAAGGAGAUGAAGUGUGCAUUAAGAAAACUGUGGAGCAGGAAGAUGUCCUCACCAAUUGAAUGA